Rubroshorea leprosula is the source of this 3944-nucleotide messenger RNA. The record is from the annotation of a GenBank genome assembly. NCBI's taxonomy places the organism in Eukaryota, Viridiplantae, Streptophyta, Magnoliopsida, Malvales, Dipterocarpaceae.
ACUUGCCGUUCCCCUAUUAAUCGUUGACCAUGUUGAUGAGCGACAGGUGGCGAAGUGGUUGGUAGUUGCACUUAAUGUUGCCCUUAAUUUCCCUUUCUGUCAUUCUCCUCUUUCCUUAAUGAGUCUUUCAGUUUUCCCUUUCUUCCUUUUCCACAAAAUCGCCGAACUUUUCCCUUUCUUCUCUGCAUCCCCGAUUUUCAUCAUCUUUUUCCACAAAACUUCUGGGUUUCUUAACAAAGCGACCGGAUUCUUUCCGAGAAAGUUAAUCUAGUGCGCGAGUCCGACAAAAUCCCUCGUCUAAUCGUGGUAAUGAUAGAUCCUUGUUUCUCUGCUUCUCUUUUUUUUUUUUUAUGGUUGCAUGCUGUGGAUUUCUUAUGCCUCCAUUAAUCUAAAUCUUUGUCUUAUCUCUUCCUUUCUUUCUAUGGAAAGUCUUAGGAGAUGGUUGAUCCUUAUUCGACCGAUGAUGUGCAGCUGUACCACGACCCAUGGUACACUUUUCAUGAUGGCUUUCUAGAAUUCAACACUUGGUCGACGAAGAGGGCGCUCGAGAAGCAAAAGGAUCUGGUUUUACUUGAGGUUUUCAAAGGAAGUGACAUCAAUGAAGCAUGGUUUCCUUUGCUGCGUGACGUAAUGCGAGCAAGGCUUGAAAGACGAGACUUGCUACCAGUUCCAAUUCACUUUGCCUUUCCGUCUAGCAAGAUGGAAGAUUGGUCAGGUUGGGUUAAGGAGAUGCUUGUUGAGAAUGGCUUUGUGGAGAUAUUACAUGCUGUCAGGAUUCUCAAGUCGGUUACUAUGACUCUGGAGGAUGUGGCAAAUCUGAUGUUGCUGCCUAUUGUUGGAGAAGAAGACCCACGGCACAUAAUGUUAACUCUGGAGGAGCCUGCCACGCUAGUGGCCUUGAAAAAGGUGAUGAGGAGGAACACUAGUGCCUCUUCUCGCUCAUGGAGGGGAGAAUACAGCAUUGAUUUUCCAACUUGGAUGUGGUAUUUUCCGACGAGUGAAGGUAAAGAUAGCCUGUAUGUAUGUGCAGCUUUCCUUACGGCUUGGUUGAGUAAGUUUGUCUUUGGGGGCUUCCCAAACCACGUGAUUAUGGCUGAGUGCAUUCCUUUAGAAAUUCAAUUGGUUGAAGGUGUGAAGCUCCCUUUAGCCCUGUUGAUGCUAGGUACGCUCUAUCACAUGCUUGAUUUGCUCCACUUUGAUGAGAUUCUCGGUGCGAGCUAUUACAUCAUUGAGUCACAUGUAUGUUUGUCUUUGUUGCAAAUGUUCGCAUGGGAGAGGUUUCGCCUUUAUCAUUCUGGCUGUGUUACCAGUGGGAAGGCUUUAAAGGAAUAUCCCAUGGCGAAGUGUGAAGUUGAUGGCCUUCUAGACGACUAUGGCGGCUUUAAUUUCCAUGCGUACAAGACAAUGCCUAGAACAUUUGCUCCACCCAAGGUGAGCCUCUUUGACAAGGCACUUCCAGCGAUACCUGAGAGUCAGAUUGUGGAGUUCACCAUAGGGAACUCAAGUCAUCUGGAAAUGCUGGCGAUGAUCACACCGUCCAUGCUGCCAUGCAUUACAUUGCGGGGAACAUGGAGUCUAGAGUGCUACUGCCCAGAGAAAGUUGCGACCCCGUUUGGUUAUGAUCAAGAUGUACUGAUGAGAACCCCAAAGAGAACAAUGAGACCCACAGCACGACAAGGGAUUUUUAAACUCAGGAAAGCUAAAUCAGGCCAUUUAAAAGCUUCUCGCAUCUUCUUAGCUCUAGCUCUCUUGACUGGACCUCCUGGAAUAUAUGUAAUGGCUCUCUUGACGUGGUACAUGUGGGGUCAUCUUGAUUCCCAUCAUGUACCUUCUACUCCUUCUUCGAACAAGACAAACUGGAAUAGGGCCAUGCAGCCUUACAUUGAUGAAGUUGCCACGACCAUGGUACCCAUCUGUCCUCCCAUUCCUGGCAUGGCAAAGGAGGAGUAUGACCAGGCUGGUGCCAUUGAUGAAGAAUUUGGGCAAAAGGCAGCUGGCGACGUUGAUGCUGAAGGAGCCGAUGAAGCUGUCCCUUCCAAGAGAUUGGUUUUGGGUAAGAGGAAGAGUGUUGCCCAUUUGCCUAAGAGUAGAGCACGUAGAACUUCCGCUUCACUAGCUAGCAAGCCAAGUAAGGCUAAAGUGCCCACACUUUCCAAGGCCAAAACUGCCAAGGAAAAAGAUACAAGUCGUGGUAAUGAAAGUAAUGAGAGUUCCUGGGGUGAUCCAGAUCCCGAGGUGAUUGAGCAGAUCAAGAGAUUGAGACCUGUUUGUGGUGGUAGGCGCUUGGGUGAGAAGUAUUAUGAUUCAAGUGCUUUGUUCCAAGUAAGCAUGUUCGAAGGCUUUGGUCUAAUCCCCAUUCCUGGUGACGAUAAAGUUCUGUCCAAAGCUAAAGAGGCCAAACAGGUGGAAGCCUUGGCGAACUCUGAAGUUUGCCAGAAAAUUUUGGCCAAUCAAAUAGGUGGGUCUCCACUUCCCGACAACAUAUUUAAUGUUGUUGACUCUAUCAUUGAUUGGAGUGACCCUACAUCCUUCAUAGCUGAGUCAACAAAGAAGGCUAAAGCAAACGAUGUUCUACCACAAAAGCGUACUAUGACUAAGGGAGGUGUGAAAGUCUCAUAUGGUACCCCCAGUGUGAUAAAGAAGCCUAAACGACAAAGACUCAGCCGGAAGGCUGGUGACUUAGAAUUGGUUCCUGGGGGAUUUAUACCAACGAGGAAAAUUGGUGCUAGCAUCGAUGAAAAGGAUGUUGAGAACGGCGAGGCCAAGGCCACAAUCGGUACUAGUAAAGAAAAGGGAAAGAAGGUCACCAAGGUAAUCAGCUCUUAUCCCAACGAGAGUAGCAGCCAUCAAUCCAGUAGCAAUGAUGCCUCAUUUGAGAGUGAGAAUGGUUCCAAACAGAGGGGCAAAGUUGCGGGCUUUCAAGGCAGCAUUGACAUGAAUAGGGCUGCUCCCAAAGAAUUCAAAUCAUAUGUGGGCGAUGUUGUGAGGAAAUCUGUCUCCAGCAAAGGCAAAAUGGACAUUGGCAUGCCAGUCAUGAUCUCAAUGAAGAAAGUUGCCGGACCUAGCAAAGUUAAGCAUAAUGGUCAACUGUUCGCGACUCCAGCUAAGUCAGGUAAGAUCGACGAUUCGGCCAUGAGGCUACUCAAGAAUUUUGACGAGAUGAAUGAGGACAGGGAUGUCUCACUGGCCCGGUUUGGCUUAGUGCCUCUAAGUGGCUCUCGAGCAGUGGGUAGGUUUGCAGUGCCUGCAAUUUUGGAACCGUGGGCACGCCACCUGCUAAACAUUUUUCCAAAUCUCACAACGCGCAACAAGGCCAAAAAGGAUUUCUACUAUUUGUUUACGGAUGCCUUUGAUGACGCUGAGAGUAUAAACCUCAAAGUUGAUGCCCUUCGCACACAUUUAUCAAACUUGGCAAAGGCAUACCUUGGGAAGACUGAGUUCGACACAGCUGAGGGUGACACGGCUGAGGGCUUGGAUAAGCGAAUCAAGGAGCAAGCGAAGCAUAUUAAAGAGAUGAAGUCUUUGGCCAAGACAAGAGAACUUGUCAUCAAACUAGAAGAAGGAUUAGUGUCAGCCAAGGCUUACCUAGGAUUGCUCAAUCAAGAAAAAGAACAUCUGGAUUCCAACGGUAUGACUGAGCUCCGCUAAGCCUGUAUGGAGGCUGCCAAAGCCUUUGGAGGCAAGCCAGGCCCCUUCCUACCAUGAAUCAAUCUCGUGUCCCAACUUUCUCUUCAUUUUGAUUCCUUUUCUUUUAUAGUAUGCUGACUGUUGGUGAUGUUGCCAUGAUGUAACUCUUUAACCAUGUUUGUUCUGGGUUGAACAUCUUUGCUUCCAACGAAGUCUGGACCUUGUUGCUUGUUUGUUUUCUUGUUCGUUUCUCUCUGCUGCUCUAAUUAUAUCAACUGGACAGACAAAUUUGUUUUGAAGAAAUGGAUCAGGGCGAU